This is a messenger RNA of Anoplopoma fimbria (sablefish), 2294 nucleotides long. RefSeq names its product glucokinase (hexokinase 4) regulator (gene gckr). The record is from RefSeq and is a predicted model, not a curated record. Lineage: Eukaryota; Metazoa; Chordata; Actinopteri; Perciformes; Anoplopomatidae. The transcript is spliced from 20 exons. Gene Ontology annotation, biological process: carbohydrate derivative metabolic process; negative regulation of glucokinase activity; response to fructose. Bases 241 to 1899 code for a protein of 552 amino acids. Gene Ontology annotation, cellular component: mitochondrion; nucleoplasm; cytosol. Gene Ontology annotation, molecular function: carbohydrate binding; enzyme binding; fructose-6-phosphate binding.
UGUUUCAUCUGUAGAUGUUUGCAGGAUUCCACGUGGACUGGUGUUUACAUGCUGUUCAGACUUAUAGAUAUGCAAGCAUGAAUGGAUGACAUCAGGGAGGAAGAGGAGCCAGCUGAAGGAUCUUCCUCUCUGUGUUGAAUCUUUGAGUCCCCAGAUUAUGAGCCUUCACUUCCUGUUUCGGAGAAGUCCAACCCCCUGACGCGUGACAUUGACCGGGCUUCACCCAAUUGCAUUGUGAGGAUGCUGCAGGCCUGUGAUGACCAGAUAUUUCAGGAAGAGAUGGGAGCUCCCUACCAGAGGCUUUUGAGUGAACAAGUGGUGGAAACACUGACUGAGGUUGCUAAGAAGGUGGAGCUCAUUCUCAAGGAUCCUCGGAACAGUCUCAUAGUACUGAGUGGUUGUGGGACUUCUGGUCGACUGGCUUUCCACAUCACGUCAGCUUUCAACAGAGCACUGGGGGAGCUGGACCAGAGUUCUGUCUAUUCAUACAUCAUUGCAGGAGGAGACAGAGCUCUGCUAUCCUCCCAAGAAGCUCCUGAAGAUGACCCCAAUAUGGGCGUGCUCAGCCUGCAGAAGGUCUGUGAGGGAAAGAAGCGCGUCUUGUUCAUUGGUAUUUCCUGUGGGUUAUCUGCUCCAUUUGUUGCCGGUCAGCUGGAUUUCUGCCUGCAGCACCCUGAGGUGUACACCCCCGUACUGGUUGGCUUCAAUCCUGCACAUCAGGCCAGGGAUGAGCCCAUUCCAGGCUGCACGUUCACUUUUCACAGCAUGGUGCGAAGGAUGCAGGAGCUCGCCAAAUGUCAAAAGGCCUUCCUCAUCAAUCCAGCGGUUGGGCCAGAAGCCAUCAGCGGCUCGUCCAGGAUGAAAGGAGGCAGUGCCACCAAGAUUCUCCUGGAGGUUGUCCUGUCUGCCGCUCACGCUGCUACCUUUGCAGACACACCGAUCACUCAUGGGGGCAUCCUGCAGCACUUGAGAGCAUACGAGAAAACUCUGGAGAUCACUUACGCUCAGAGAGAGGGGAUAGGUGCUCUGUUGGAGGCAGCCGGGCAGAGUUUACGGCGUGGCAGGCGUGUGUGUUACCUGGGCUGGGGCCCCCUGGCCACGCUGGGCCUCAUCGACGCCAGCGAGUGUGUCCCCACAUUCGGAGCAGGCUACGAAGAUGUUCGGGGCUUCAUCAGUGGAGGAUACAGAGAGCUGAACAACAACGAGGGUCCACUGGGUCCAGACUUUCGCAUAGCACACAAGGAUUUCUUGCGUCUAGUUCUGCCCUCUCUUGAUGACCGCGACGUCGUUCUUCUUAUCUACACACACUCCGACGACAUCAGCCAAGUGGCGGAGCUGGCGCGCAGAGUGAGAGAAAAGACGUCCAACCUCCACGCGGUUUAUCAUCGGGUUGAUGGAGACACUGCAGCUGCUGUACAACAAGUAACUGAUGACAUUAACAAGCUGUGUUUAUCUUCACUAACAUUCGCUUUGCCGUCACCUGCUUCAGGGAUCUCACUGCAAAUGCAGUGGGAGCUGUCCACGAAGCUGCUGCUGAACGCCGUGAGCACCGGCGCUCACGUCCUGAAGGGGAAGAUCUACCAGAACCACAUGGUGGACGUGCAGGUCACCAACAGCAAACUGUACUGCAGAGCCACACGUUUACUCCAGAAGCUGUCUGGUUGUCCGGAGUCCCGGUGUGAGGAAGCUCUCCUGAAGGCCGUCUACCAAGUGGACAAGCUGACAGCGGACAUCACGUACUCUGACAUCAGCGCACACACGCGCACUGCCAGAAGCGUUACCAAGGUGGUCCCUCUGGCUUUGGUCUGUUUGCUGACCGGUCGCUCUCUCCUGGAGGCGGGGACUCAUUUGGAGCAACAGCCAAUCGUGAGAGAGGCCGUGGAGGCGUGCCUGUCGUAACUGACGUUGCGUGAUGUCAUCUACACACGUUCAUGUAAUCAACCCACUAUUCCCCCUCCACAGAGAGUUUAUAGCUCAGCAGAUGAACUGAUUUCUACCACAUUUAUGUGUAAUUAUGACACUUGAGUCAAAGGUCAGCCAUUAAUCGUUAUGCUUUGAUUAUUAUAAGCCAAAAACUAAGCUGUUUGGAAGCAAGAGGUUGAAUUUUGGCACCUGGAGGCCUUAAAUGCAACACCAUGUUGUAACACUAGGGGGCAGGCUUGACACCUCAACACAAGCAUAAUAACCUGCAAAUGUCAAUGUGUACUAGUAGUCAUUGCUUUUCAAAAGUAGCUUAAAUUAUGUAUGUACAAGAUGUUAAAAUAUAGUGUGUUCAAUAAAAUCAGGAAAAUUAC